UCCCAAAGUUCAGAUGUUAAUCGGAUUACAAAUAGUAUUUAAACAGGGACUUUUCAGAAUUUGCAUGUUAGAAUCUGUAGCAUGGUUUCAUACACAAUUCAAUUGUCCACAAUGCAAGUCUUUUGCUUCCUAGUCAUUUUAACCACUGCUUUUGCUCUUCCGUUCCCAGAAGAACCUAGCAAUGCUGAUGUUGAAAGGUAUUAUAAUGCGAGAAAAGAAGCCAUGAAAAAUCCAGAUGUAUUUGAUGGAGAUAUGCUUGGAAUUGAUAGAAUGCUCGAAGAAGACAGAAAUGGUCAACGAUUAAAAGUUUUCAGGUGGCCUAAUGCUGUUAUACCGUAUUACAUUCACACGGACAUUAAUGACGAAAAGCGAAGAAACAUUUUUGCCGCUUUCGCUUAUUAUCAUGAAAACACCUGUAUAAAGUUUGUUCCGAGAACUACUGAAACGGAUUACAUUUGGAUAUAUAACGGAACUGGAUGUACCUCUUAUAUUGGAAAACAAGCAAGCAACUAUCAACCUCAACCCGUAACACUUCAGGAUGGAUGCCACCGCCUUGGAGUGAUUCUCCAUGAACUUGGGCAUGCAAUUGGUUUCUUUCAUGAACAUGGAAGGCAUGACAGAGAUCAAUAUCUUGAAAUCCACUUAGAGAAUGUAGAUGAAAAGGAAAAACACAACUUUCGAAUAAUACCAUCAAGUGAGGCAAUCAAUUAUACUAAGUUUGAUUACCACUCAAUCAUGAUUUAUGACAGCAAAGCGUUUUCCAAAAAUGGUAAGGAUACCAUGGUACCUAGACAAGAAGGGGUGACUCUUGUGGAUGCCAACUAUAAAACGAAGCUGACAAAAUCUGACUUAAAAAGAUUCAACAGAAUGUAUAAGUGCGAAGUUUAAAUACUGUUAAUUUUGCUAUACUUCUUAUAAAAGCAAAAUAAAAUCAUAUGAGAAUAUAA
Parasteatoda tepidariorum (common house spider) is the source of this 947-nucleotide messenger RNA. RefSeq names its product astacin-like metalloprotease toxin 5. Gene Ontology annotation, molecular function: zinc ion binding; metalloendopeptidase activity. Gene Ontology annotation, biological process: proteolysis. The record is from RefSeq and is a predicted model, not a curated record. NCBI's taxonomy places the organism in Eukaryota, Metazoa, Arthropoda, Arachnida, Araneae, Theridiidae.